AUGGUUGGCACGAAUAUCGACACGCUCAUCGCCAAGCGUAAAGAUUAUGAACCUGCUCCAGAUGGAAGUGGCUGGUAUGUCUACAAGAAGACUAGCAAGUGGAAGUUCCAUCCGGAGACUGGGCUCUAUCUCCACAUCAAGAGUGGAGUGUACUACAUACAGAAGGAUGGCGACCCGAAGAACUUCCGCAAAAUCGACGAUGACGAUGACCCCAUCGUCCGGAAGAUGAAGCAGUCGGAAGAGAUGCGACGGGCCAUCCAGUCCACGGAGUUCGUCCACUUCGGUGAAGGCGCCGCUGCCGCGGCGGCGCCCAGGGCCGUUCGGGAAGAUGGUGCCCCUGCCCCUCCGGUAGAAAUUGCCCCGGCUCCACGGCCGCCAGAGAAGGAGAAGCCGCCCGAGGGCGAGAGCGACAAGAAGCUAGAAGGGAAGGUGCGGGAGUGGAACGCAGAGAAAGGCUUCGGCUUUAUCAUCCCACUGGUCCGGGAGGACGAGGAGGCUCCCAAAAGCAUCUUCGUUCACCUCUGGAACGUCGUGGGCAGCACCAGCAAGAACCCCAUCAACCUCCGGGAAGGUUCCAAGGUCCUCUACAAGUUGGGGGAGCAAGAUGGAAAGCCGAGGGCGCAGGAUGUGGUCAUGCUCGGGAAGGACGGCAAGCCUCUGCCUGUGCACGCGGGCGCCCAGAACUUGGAGGAAAAAAGGCGGAGCUAUUUCGUAACUGCCGAGACGCUUGGUGUGCGGGUUCACGCGGAGAGCUGGCCCGGCAAGCAGAUCGAGUUGCAAGAUCGAUACGCCCAGGAUGAGGCAAUGGAUGAGCUUGGAGUCUACUUCGGCGUCUUUGAUGGCCACGGGGGCGCGCAGGUUUCUGAGCUGGCCGCCAAGAACCUCCACCGGAAUAUCUUGUCGUGCUUCCGGCAGAAGGCUGUGCAGCCAGCCAGCCGGGACGAGAAGAUCAAGAUGGCCGUGCGAGAGGCCUUCUCGCAGACCGACCGAGACAUCCUCUCGCUCUCGGAGAGGAAGAAGUUCGAUUCCGUUGGCUCCACUGCAGUCUGCGCCAUGCUGCAUGGGAACCCAAAGCUGGGAACUGCACUGCGGCUGGUGCUGGCCCACAUCGGGGAUUCCAGAGCGAUCCUCUGCAGAGCGGGGCAAGCAGUCCAGAUCACCGAGGACCACAAGCCGGACCGGAUAGACGAGAAGAAGCGGAUCGAGAGGGCAGGCGGCCUGGUCUUGAACGUGCGAGGGGCUUGGCGGAUCGCGGCCCCUGCCAACCCGCGCGGGUCCACCAAGUCCUCGCGCCGGGAAUACCAAGGCCUGUCCAUCACCAGGUCCUUAGGGGACGCCUGCUUCAAGAACCCGGCCUUGUCGGCGGCCGACCCCGAGGUGAGGGUCCUACCGAUAUCCGACAAGGACCUCUUCAUCGUGCUCGUUACCGAGGGGGUCACAAGAGUCCUCUCCAACCAAGAUGUCAUCGACUGCGCCAGUAAGCACUGGGGCGACUCCGAAGAAGCCGCCAAAAACAUCGUCCGCACUGCGUUUCAAGCCGGCAGUGAUGAGAAUUUGACGGCCUUGGUCGUUCAAUUCGGGUGGGCCGACAAGCACACGCCGCGGUAUAUCGAAAGGAGGCGGCAGAUGGUGGCGCAAGGUGUGGAUGGGGGAAGCCCGGUGAUGAAGCCCACGGCCGCGCCGAGCAAGGAGGUCUUCUCUGAUAAAGCCGUGGAGAAGGAUGAUUUUGACAUGUUUGGCUGA
Molecule: messenger RNA, 1743 nt
Organism: Symbiodinium natans
Lineage: Eukaryota; Dinophyceae; Suessiales; Symbiodiniaceae
Source: the annotation of a GenBank genome assembly